UAGUGGGGCAUAUUACGAACGACGUUACAGAAGUGGCCACGCGAGUAGGAGGAAACCGGAGGAAACGAUUCAGUGUUGAGCGAGCCGCGAUUGCGUUUCGAAGAACGUCAUCAUCGUUGUAGUCGUCAACAACAUCGUUGUCGUGAUUCCAAUGGGAUGACAUAAGCAGGACACGUUUCGAAUCGUCCCGAUCGUGUCGUCCGAUUACGCGAGAUCUCCCGUAGGACGAGUACUAACGGAACGGAGUGACCUGAUUAAUGGUCCGAAGAGAACGACCUCGAAAACGUACCGCGUUAGAAUCGCUUAGAAUCUAUUAGAACGCGACGGUGAAAAAUUGAUUCGGGACUCUCGACGAUGAACGCGUUAAUUUGUCCGAUUUUACGCGGAAAUUUACGGGCGAUAAGUGUUUCUGGUGAAGGAAGCUGCGAUUAACCGACGCAUUUAUCGUCCUCGGUUUCCGCCGGAGUCGGUUGGUACAAGCGAUUGAAUAAAUAAUGACUAACAUGAUUUAUAUUUAUACGCGACCGAAAUGUGGGAGAAUCUGUGUUUUAUUAAUUCCUUUGACAAAAUUAUAAAGUGUAAAAUGUCUUUCUUCGAGAUACGCACGAUGGUGAUUCAACGUUAGGAACACAUUUCAAGUAACCGACGAAACCCAUGUUGUUAACUCUAAGGUCGCACGCAUAUAACACGCGCGUUUGUCGCUCGUGGGAAGCCGAUCCUCAGGUUCGCACGUACACGAAACAUAUUUUCGUUCGCAAGAGAAUACGUAAUACAUGAAUACCAAGUUAUACAGUCCAUUCUCCUUCACUCGAAAAGAUUCGCGUCGCAAAACAAAAUAAAAGUGCAGAUUUAAAACGUGCAUUCAUGCACGUAGACUUGGAAAUAGAGGCAGGUGAAAUCGUUUUAAUGGAAAAAAGUUACUGCGAAAAGCACGAGCCGCGAAAAAGAUUUUCAAUUCGAUAAGGAGUGUUUUCGUUCUCUUAAAUUCGACGAAAUUUCGACAGCGAAUUCAGCUUUCGAUUCAGAAAUGUAAAUCUUGCGGUGAGAUAUUACGAGCAUUACGACAGCUAAUUACUUUGAUGACAGAGCAAGAAGCAGCUCGCGAUUCAGGAGAGGCAGAGGAAACGACGGAACAGCCGACACAUGUAGCAUUCGGGCAUCGGUAUAAUGAAGCCGUCCAUGAAGAUGGGAGUGAUCGCUUUGAUAGGGAUCUGCGUAGUUUUUUAUCAGUAUCACCUGUCCACCGGUGUUACUUUCGAUCAAGUAACGGCCUUCAAUGCGGACACUUCCGCAGAAGAAGCCGGGGAUUUGCCGAUCGGUGAAGAGGGCGAUAACUACAGCAAAACCCCGAGGAUCUCCGAGGACAUGAUUCGGUAUGCAGUGUACCGAGUACAAAUCACCAACGGCCUGAGUCCGGAGAUCAGCUCGAUGCUCGUGCAAGAGCUUAUCAGUCAGUUAAGCAAAAACCUCUCGGCGGCCUCCAGAAAUAAUUCCAAACUUUCGCCUUUGCAAUCGCAACCGCCCGCAAUGACAAUGACACAUAAGACGGUACCGCCGAAUCCUCUCGAAGUAUUCCCCGAGGAAACCCUCUAUAUUAUCACGCCGACAUAUCGAAGACCCGAACAAAUUCCUGAACUCACGAGGAUGGCGCAUACCUUGAUGUUAGUCAAAAAUGUGCACUGGCUCGUUAUCGAGGACGCUACCGUCGCUACCAAGCAAGUUACCAAAUUAUUGGAACGGACGGGCUUAAAGUUCGAUCAUUUAAUCGCUCCGAUGCCGGAGAAAUAUAAACUCAAGAAAGGUGCGAAGCCGCGUGGAGUGUCCAAUAGAAAUCGCGGUUUGCAGUGGAUCAGGGCGAACGCCACGAGAGGCGUGUUCUACUUCGCCGACGACGACAAUACUUAUGAUAUUGAGCUUUUCGACGAGAUCCGUAAGACGAAGACGGUGUCGAUGUUUCCGGUGGGGCUAUGCACCAAGUUCGGACUGAGCUCACCCAUCCUGAAGAACGGCAAGUUUGCCGGGUUCUACGACGGCUGGGUAGCCGGCCGGAAGUUUCCGGUGGACAUGGCCGGGUUUGCUGUGAACGUUAAGUUCCUGCAUCAGCGGCCCAACGCCAGCAUGCCGUUUCGCGCGGGUUACGAGGAGGACGGCUUCCUGAAGAGCCUGGCGCCGUUCGAGCCGCGGGACGCUCAGCUCCUGGCGGACAAUUGCACCAAGGUGCUCGCCUGGCAUACGCAGACGAAAAAGAACGAGCCGGGCGCGGCGCUGGACAUGAAGCUGUACGGCGCGACGAAUCUGGUUAAGCUCAAGCAGCAGAUAGUAUGAUGCCGGUCGAUGCGACGACGAAAAACGCGAGGACUCGUAUCUGAAUCUUGUGUGAUCCCGCCGCCCCUCCUUCGCACUAGUUCAUCGGAUAUCACACUCCAAGGGAAUUCCUAGGUGCGGAAAACUGUGCGAUUCAGUGCCUAAAGUAUCUGCCCUCUCUCUCUGUCGGCGAGAGCGGGACCGUUAUUAUUACCUUUAAGCGUAGCCAGUAAAAACGAUCGUUUUUUUAUCAGCUUUUACACAUCCGCAACUAGUUCACCCCGAAGAUGGUUCGCCCUUACAAUUAGUUUGAGGAAGAAACCUGCGGGGGGAAUAAUAGGAUCCGGAGUAACGCAUCAGCCGUAAUGAUAGAAAUUUACGCUUAUGUUAGAAAGUUCAAAAUCGUUUCUCUUUUCUUAUUUCCUAUAAUAUUUUAAUUUUGUAAACGUGAAAAAAGAGCCGAAUUUUUUCGUUGGGAUGAAUAAUCGACGAAAAUACGAGGUGGUUACUGACCGAAGGUUGUGCGGUUUCGAAUCAUUUCUAACGCGUAAAUAUGAGAACUCGCACACUCUGUAGAUGAAAGACCAAAGAAAACAAACGGAUCACUCGCUGUAACGCUAAGCUCUUAUUAUCUUUAUUCUACCUGAGGAAUUCGUUCCGCGAAAAUUCUAUAAAUAUAGAUUGUCUGUUCUAUUCCAUUGUAUUCCAUUAGCGAAGUUCCAUUCCUAAACUUACUCUUAUACAAGAUGUAAGGUCAAAGAUGAUUUGACCAAAAAAGAGUGAAAAUAUCUGAAGCGAUCACGUAAUUCUACUUUCAAGUAAUUUUACGCUCCUCAGAUUCACGAUUGAUCGGUCUCUCAGCUCGUGAACCGUUCGUUAAUGUAGUUACCAUGAUGUUUAACAAUCGUUAGAUUGUCGUCUAAUCCUGCCCCGUCUCUUUACGCGAUUAGCAAGUAUAGAUGAUUACGAGGUAGAGAGUUAGAGCAAGUCCCUUCAUAAGAAUUCCUCGUAUCUUCAAAAGAUUACAAAAGAAUAAAUUCAAAGCGUGAAAAUAUACAUAUGAAAAUUGAAGUUUAAUGCUUUAAAGUUUGUCGAGAAUGAUUAGGAUUACUAUUUACGAGGAUUUCUGAUCAAGGAAAUCUCUUCGAUAGAUAUUUCCGAUUGAAAAAUGUGAAGUUUGGAAUGUAUGAGAGAUACAUUUCGUUAAAUAUCUUUGAUUACUUGUAUAACUUUCUUUAGGAAUAUUUUCUUGUUUUUUUUUUUUAAGGAAUCGCGCGGUUACAAUACGAAUAAAUAAGAUCUAAAUAAAAAAAGAUUGCAGAAUCCGCAACAGGCAUAUCGUUAUCAUGGUCCGAAUAAAAUCAGAAGAAUCUGAAAAGUUAAUUUAUGAACUGAACAUACAUCAACAAGAAUACUUAUGUACAUACGACAAAUGUUAUUUGCUACAAGUAUUCUCGCUUCUAUUUGACUGAAUAGGAAUAUUUUUAAUUACCGAAUUGCGCUCUUUCAUUUCCAUUAUAAUACCGAUUAUAAUAUGUUUAUUUUAUUAUAACAAAUAUAUCGAUUAUAAUUUAUUUUCUUAUAACAAAUAUAUCAUAUAUUUGUUUAUUUUAUUAUAUUGUGAGAUUAUAAGCAAAAUAACGGAUUAUAAUCAAACAGAUGAGUGUUGCGUUAUCGACAUGUGUGCGUGUGUGUGCGUAGGAAAUAUGUACUUCCUAGAAACAUAAUAUUUAAAAAGCUACAUUUGACUUCUUGCACAAUAUAGUUCGCGCGAAUCGCGCUUUUAAAGACCCGAUCUCUUUUAGAAUUAAAAAAAAAAAAAAAAAAAAAAAAAAUAAAAAAAA
This is a messenger RNA of Formica exsecta, 4148 nucleotides long. RefSeq names its product galactosylgalactosylxylosylprotein 3-beta-glucuronosyltransferase P (gene GlcAT-P). The record is from RefSeq and is a predicted model, not a curated record. Gene Ontology annotation, biological process: chondroitin sulfate proteoglycan biosynthetic process; carbohydrate metabolic process. Gene Ontology annotation, cellular component: Golgi membrane. Gene Ontology annotation, molecular function: galactosylgalactosylxylosylprotein 3-beta-glucuronosyltransferase activity. Lineage: Eukaryota; Metazoa; Arthropoda; Insecta; Hymenoptera; Formicidae. The coding region runs from base 1168 to 2325 and encodes 385 amino acids. The transcript is spliced from 6 exons.